AUGCUAAAUUCUAGUACUCAUAAAUAAAGAAAAAGAUUUCAAGAGAAUUAAUCUCGCUACCUUCACUAACCUAAGCCUGAUGACAGCGUUUCUUCAAAUACAGACUUAGAAACUUAGGAGCCAGAUAUUCGAAGAAGACUGGAAAGGCCUUCGAAAAAGAAAGUGUCUGUAAAGAUUCGAAACUUGGACAUCGACAGUGACAUAAUCAAAGAGGAGGAUAGUGAAGACUAUAUGAGUGAGAAAUAAUCUUAAUAAUAAAUUAAUCGCUAGGAAUCUAAUGCUGUUCUGAAUUACAUUCUUGAAGAAGAAAUUGAGAGUCCCUUUAAAAGUCGAAAUAAUUAAAACCAGGAAAUACUUUGGAGUGAAAGCAACUAAGACCCUAGCCAUCCUCUAGAGGCCUAACCAUUUAAUACACCUAAACAACAUAAAGUAGUAGACUCACCAUAGAUUGAAAGUGCAAUUAAAUCAUAUAAAAAUCUAAAUACAAUGAAAAGUCUCUACUCUCCAGUGAAAGCAUCCCAAAACCAUAAACUCAAUAACGAAACUAUCUAUUAACGCUUUAAUUUUUUGUAGAGAUUAUUCCUUUACCAUAUUUUUUGUUAUAUGAAACAAUUAAAAUAGAUUAUUGAAACGUCUAUGUAGAAAAUCAAUGUGUCCCAUUUACCAAAGUAAAGUUAUCUAGACUCAAUUUAGUACAAUUUAAAAAAUGUAUAAGAGUAGAUAAAGAAAAAUGUAAAAACGAUUUUAAAUAUUAGGAUUUUUUUACCUUUAAUAAUAGAACACUCUUUAAAUUGAUUUUCUGGUAGGAUAAUAAAUAUGUCACAAUGAUUAUUGUUAUUCUUGCUAUGUUUGAGACUUAUUCAAGAUUUGUUAUGGCAAUUUUGACUGAAACUUUGAUAUCUGCGGUGACAGAAAAUGACAUGAAUAGCGCCUAUUUGCAGGCUACAGCUCUAGCAUUGCUUUCAUUGCUUGCACUGAUGAGUAAGCACUAAUAAUAGUAAAGUUAAUAAUAAAUUAGGUAUUUGAUAAGUAAUUUUGCGACUAAAAUAAGAAUGAUAUUUAUCAAUUUAAUCUAUGAGAGAGUGAUUGAAUUGAAUUCAACCUAAAUAUCAAUGUUGAAUGUAGGAAAAAUUAUGAAUCUCGUGAGUAGUGAUCUGAAUGUGAUAGAAUAUUAAUUGACCUUUAUUUAUUAAGUGGCAGUGAUUCCCGGAUCAUUAUUAUUUACCUCAAUCAUUUUAUGGGUAUCAAAUUUUUAAUUUUUAGUUAAGAUUCGAUGGCCCGCUUGGAUUAGUUGCCAUUAUAUUUUGCGCCAUUUUGUACCCUUUGCAAAUAUUGAUUCAGAAUAUCAAUAAGAGAUUGUUGUUAUAGACUAGAAAGUUGUAGGAUCAAAGAAUACAAGUAUGAUUAAAACUUAGUAAAUUAGUAAACGAACACUGUUAUUGAGGGGAUUAAGUAUAUUAAAAUGUAUGUAUGGGAGAAGCUAUUUGAAGAUAAGAUUAAUGUUAUAAGAAGGAAAGAGUUUUUCUAUUAUUUGAAUAUUCAUGCUUUAAAUUUGUUAGACCGUUCUUUCAACUUCAGUGUUCACAUUUGGGGAUCUUUUUGUUUCAUUUUAAUAUUGUAUGCCAGUGAUACUCAUUUAACUAUUUCUAACAUUAUGGGAACCAUUUAGCUCAUGUCAAUGAUCAAAUACUAUUGCAUUUUUCAAGUGUCCUAUGCCUUUUAAGCACUAAUGAAUUUUAGUGUAAUAUUUUCAAGAGUCUCUGAGAUACUUAAAUAGCAAUCCAAUAACCUCACAACGUUUGAAUAAUUUAGAACUACAUUUACUACAUACGAUGUCUAAAAUUAACCUAUGCAAUAAUUGUUACAGGAUAGAAGUAGAGGACUCAAUAGAAAAGGUAGUUUGAGUUUAUAGUCAACAUCCCUUGUUUCGAUAUCUCAAUAUUACGGCAAAUGGUCAAAGGAUGGCCCCUCUGUUAUCAGUUAAAUUAAUCUAGAAAUUAAAUCAGGUGAAAUUAUGGGAAUCAUAGGAAAGGUUGGAGCUGGCAAAACCACACUUUUAACAGCUAUACUUUAAGAACUACCAUAUUAUGAGGGAAGUGUCACCUAUCAAAAAAAGCUGAAAUUUGCCUAUGUUGAACAAGACCCUUUUAUUUAUACUGGAUCUAUCAAAGAGAAUAUUCUAUUUGGUAAAGAUUAUGAUUAAGUACUCUAUCUAAAAGUCUUGGAAGUGAGUUGUUUAGAUCAAGAUAUCUUAUCCUUCAGACAAGGGGAUAAAACAGAAAUUGGUGAGAAAGGAGCAAAUUUAUCAGGAGGCUAAAAGGCUAGAUUAAGUUUGGCAAGGGCAUUAUAUUCAUAAGCUGAUUUAUAUUUAUUUGAUGAUCCUUUAUCAGCCGUAGAUUCGAAGGUUGCUGGCAAAAUAUUUGAAAAUGCAAUCAAAGAAUUUAUAUUUAAGUUUCAACCUAAUUACAGGCCUAGUCUAAUUAAGACUCAUUAGGCUUUCAUAUAACAAACACCAUCCGUUAUUUUAGCUACACAUCAGAUCUCUUAUGCAUUAGAAUGUGACUAUAUUGUUAUUAUCGAUGGUGGCAUGAUUACUCAUUAGGGUUAGAAGAAUAAGAUGAAGAAACAUGUAUUAGAAAUCUCAAGUGUUCAUUCUAGUAAUAGCAACAUUGAAAAUCCAAUUAGAUCAUUAAAAAUCAAAAGACCUAGUAAGUUGAUUGGCAAGAUUGUCAGUUAGAUAUAAAAAUCAAGCAAGGAUGAAACCUAAAGUUUAUAUACAAAUGAAGAUCAAAAUUAAUGCGAUGCCACAUUAGAAACAUACAGAAGAUAUUUUAGUUAUUGGAAGCCUUUCUUUUUAAUCUUUAUAAUAUUGUGCCAAAAUGUUGCUAGUGAAAUUAUUAAUAAUUACUAUUACAAAGAGAUGGCUUCUUUUGAUGAAGAUAAAUAACAAGAUAAUGAUUAGAUAUUUUACAAUGCAGCCAUUUUGGUACUAGCAGCCUAUUUCAAUAAUAUCAUAAAGUAUUUUUUAAAUAUCUUUGGUGUUCUUACAUCAAAUAAUAGCAUUCACAACAAAAUGCUGCAAAAAUUAAUUCUAUCUCCAAUUUUAUAUUUUGACACAAACCCUUCUGGAAGAUUGAUCAAUCGUUUUUCAACUGAUUUGUCAUUGGCUGAUACCUAAAUUCAAUAAACUAUUACUGAUAUAUUUGAAUAAGGAUCACAAUUUUUGGUAUCGCUUGUUACCAUAGCCAUUUUAUAACCAUAUUUCACAUUUGCUGCUAUGUUUACAAUUAUUAGUACAAUCGUAAUUUUCAGAAUAACAAGAUCAGUGGUCUCUCAAUUAUAGAUAUGCGAUUUAAUAUAAAGAUCCCCUUUAUUUGAUUAAUUUAAAAUUACCAUUAAUGGAGUGACUUAAAUAAGGAUUAAUGAAAAUUAAUAAUGGAUAAGGGAAAAGUUUACUAAAUUAUCUAAUUAAUCCAUGUAGGCCAAUCUAAUAUUUUUGUAUUCAUAAAGAUGUUUUGGGUUUUAUAUUGAUUUAUUUGGGUAGUUCGCUAAUAUAUCUGGAAUCUUUUUGAUUAUAGGUAUGGUAUCAGAUCCCACUAUUUUCUCAUAAGCCUUACUAUUACUCUCAACUUUCAAUACAUAAGCUGGUACAUUGAGAUAAUUUAUGGCAUUUGAUUCUAUGAUGAAUAGUGUUAAUAGAAUGUUUGAAAUAUGUGAUUUAGAAAUUGAAAAAGAAGAGGCAGAGGGGGAAUUAAAGAUUAGAAAUUGGCCAAAAUUAGGCAGCAUUGUUUAUUCAAAUGUAAAAAUGUAAUACAGAGAGAACACUCCUUUAGUAUUAAAAGGAAUGAAUUUCGAGAUUAAGGAUAGAGAAAAGGUUGGAAUAGUUGGUAGAACUGGAGCUGGUAAAUCUUCAGUCAUUGCAAGUCUUUUCAGAUUAAGUUCUAUUUAAAACAGUGGGUAUUAUAUAUGCAUAUACUUAUUAGUGUAAUUUCAAUAGAUGAUUAAGAUAUUCGCAAAAUUAAUUUAUACAAGUUAAGAAGAGAAAUCAGUAUUAUUCCUCAAGUACCUUUUCUUUUCAAAGGCACUUUGAGAGAGAACCUAGACCCUUUUUAAAACUUUGAUGAUAAAUCUUUAUUAAAUGUCUUAUCUGACACAGGUUUGGAAGGUUUUAUUUAAUAAUUACCUAAUGGUUUGGAUCAUUAGAUUGAACCAGAAUUCUUUUCUAUUGGUUAGAAAUAGUUAAUCUGUUUAAGUAGAGUUCUGUUGAAUAAGAAAAAGAUACUGAUUUUGGAUGAAGCGACUGCAAAUGUCGACAUGAUAACUGACUGCUUAAUUUAAUAAAUCAUCAAAGACAAGUUUAAUGAUUGCACAAUAUUCACUAUUGCACAUAGAUUGAAUACAAUAGCAGAUUAUGAUAAAGUUCUUGUUUUGGAAGAUGGCAAAGUCCUAGAAGAAGGACAUCCAUAUGAACUAUUAGUUCAAAAUCCAAAGGUUUCAACAUACAUAAAUAGUGACUCUGCAUUUUCUAAGAUGGUGCUUUAGACAGGAUAUAAAAAUAGCAGUUUAAUAUAUGCUAUGGCAAGAAAAAGCUAUUAAUAGAAACAUGUAAUUUAGAGCAAAAGUAGUUGUAAUAGUAAUAUCCAGGAUGUAUCUCUUAGUAGUAUUAAUGAAUUUAACGUUUGA
Paramecium octaurelia is the source of this 4683-nucleotide messenger RNA. Lineage: Eukaryota; Ciliophora; Oligohymenophorea; Peniculida; Parameciidae. The record is from the annotation of a GenBank genome assembly.